Messenger RNA from Setaria italica (foxtail millet), 4280 nucleotides. Its product is annotated as CLIP-associated protein. The record is from RefSeq and is a predicted model, not a curated record. Gene Ontology annotation, biological process: microtubule cytoskeleton organization. The coding region runs from base 76 to 3975 and encodes 1299 amino acids. NCBI's taxonomy places the organism in Eukaryota, Viridiplantae, Streptophyta, Magnoliopsida, Poales, Poaceae. The transcript has 18 exons. Gene Ontology annotation, molecular function: microtubule binding. Gene Ontology annotation, cellular component: cytoplasmic microtubule.
GAUCGCCUCUCCUCUCCUCUCCUCUCCAUCACCACCCCGCUCCGCACCCAUCAAACCCUCGCGCCGGCAGGCGCGAUGCCGUCCUCUGCCGCGGCGGCGCGGCUGCGGGAGCUGGCGCCGGCGCCAGGGGCGGAGCUCGACGCCCCCGGCGCGGCCGCGCUCGCCGAGUGCUGCGUGGGCCUCCUCCGCACCGGCGGCGGCGGCGGCGACACCGAGGCCACGCGCGAGGCGCUCGAGGCGCUUUGCGCCGCGGGCGGAGGGGAGGCGAUGCGGGGCCACGCCGAUGGGCUCGCGCCGCUGGUCGUGGCGCGGCUUGGGGACGGCGACGCGGCCGUGCGGGAGGCCGCUAGGAGGUUCCUCGUCCUACUCAUGGAGAUGAAGGAGAUGAAUGCAAGAACGGAAAGCACACAUCCAAAUUCUUGCAUGUCAGACACAGAUGAUCAACACGUUCAUUGUGCGACAAUCAAGAUGGAAUUUUCUGAUACCAGUCAAGUAAGGAAAAGUUCCAAAGAAAAGAUCAGCACGAGAGAUAUCUCACUUCUUGCAGGAGAAGGAGACAUUACAAGGAAAUUAAUUGAACCUAUAAAGGUUUUCUCUGAGAAGGACCUACUAAGGGAAAUAGAAAAAGUAGUAUCUACUUUGCAGCCAGACAAUGAGUGGUCAAUCCGGAUAACUGCAAUGCAAAGAGUGGAAGGCUUAGUGCUUGGAGGUGCUGCAGACUAUUCAGCCUUUCCCAUGCUCCUAAAACAGCUUGUGACCCCUCUAAUAACUCAGCUUCUGGAUAGGAGAUCAAGCGUUGUGAAACAGGCAUGUCAUUUACUAAACUUCCUAUCGAAAGAGCUACUACGUGACUUUGAACCAUACGCAGAGCUGCUUAUUCCGGUCCUCCUUAAGAACGUCGUAAUCACCAUUCUUGUAAUUGCUGAGUCUGCUGAUAACUGUAUAAAAGAGAUGCUAAGGAACUGUAAGGUAGCUCGUAUACUACCAAGGAUUAUUGAAUUUGCAAAGAAUGAUAGAAGUGCUGUUCUUCGUGCCAGGUGCUGCGAAUAUGCAAUACUAAUGCUAGAGUACUGGGUUGAUACUCCAGAAAUACAGAGAUCAGCUGAUGCGUACGAAGAUCUAAUCAAAUAUUGUAUAGCAGAUGCAACUAGCGAGGUUCGAUCAAGCGCUAGGGCAUGCUACAGGAUGUUCUCAAGGAUAUGGCCUGAGCGUUCACGCCAGUUGUACUCGUCUUUUGAACCAUCCAGACAGAAAAUGAUAAAUGAUGAAGAUGCUGAGACACAUCAAAGGCAUCUUCCUCCAGUAGAAAGUGUUAAACUAAGUCAACCUCAACUUAGUUCUUGCACUCCUGCUGUAAUGGACAAAGUUGUUAAGGUUGAUUCUGAGACAUCAUUUUCUUCUGGAGACCUGCAACCAUCACAAAGACUAUACCACCAGUAUGAUGAUAUGGCCUCAAAAGCGCAAGAUCAAAGCAGUAAGGAUGACACUUUGGCUAUUGGAAGUUCUUUUGAAGAUAAGACCACACUGGGAAAGGAAGAAAACACAAACAGAGAUACUGGUAAAUGCGAUUCAGACAAAAGUGCAGGUGUCAAUUCAUCAUCUUGUGACCUGCCAUCUGCUGCUCCAAUUGCAACGGGGGCACCUUCAGAGAUGCCAUUAACUGAAGCAGAUGUUGUAACAAUUGUUCAAGAUAAGGUUGAAUGUGUUCCAAAUGCUGAACAGAUAACUCCUCAGCAAGUUCAAGGAUCAGAAGAUCCUUCUGAGUUGACGAGCUUGUCACCUGCCGUUAACUUGAGAGGAUCAGGGAACUUGCUAAAACAAAAUCCUAUUGAAGAAAGCUCUGAUGCCGGAUCAGGUGGAAAACUAGGUCCUCAGCAGGAGAGGAAGCACUGUUUUAGCACUCCUAAGAAGAGUGCUGUUUCUAAGGAGCCACGUAAUAGUUACACUCCUAACUUUCGGCGACCUCUCUUGAGUAAGCAGAUGACAAAUUGGUUUUAUGCCAGUACCAAAAGUGAUUUAGAUGAGAAGAAACUCAUUUUGGGUGAAAUGAUAAGCAACAUGGAUCUGCCCUCAUCUCUCACAGAGGCACUCUCUUUAGGUCUUAACCCAAGGUCAGAUUGGAUGAUGAAGGUAUAUGCACUUGAUUUCUUAAAGCAGUGUUUGCUAGAACGUGGACCAAAAGGCAUUCAGGAGGUUGCACAAAAUUUUGAGAAGGUUAUGAGGCUUGUUUGUCGGUAUCUUGAUGAUCCCCAUCACAAAGUGGCACAGGCUGCUCUCUCAUCACUAGCUGAGAUCAUGCCGGCUUUCAAGAAGCCUUUUGAACAUUAUCUCGACAAGACACUGCCCCAUAUUUUCUCUCGUUUAAAUGAUCCAAAGGAAUCAAUUAAGCAGCAGUGCUUGGCAAUUUUGAAACAUGCAAGUGAAAUUUAUUUCAUUGAUUCUCUCUUACCCGCCUUACUUCGUUCACUCGAUGAGCAGAAAUCUCCCAAGUCAAAACUGGCAGUUCUCGAGUUUGCAAAUGCCUCUUUUGUAAAAUGCACAAUCAAUUCUGAAAGCUAUUCUAGCAGCAGUUUCCUUAAGCCAUGGUUUGGAAAACUUGCCCUUUUGUUUAAGGAUAAAAGCAAAAAACUGAAGGAGGUUGUGGUGGUUGGUUUCUCAUCAAUUUAUUCCCAUUAUGAUCCUGCAUCAAUGUUAAGCUUUUUGGUCAGCAUGUCAAUGGAAGAACAGAAGCGGCUAAUACGGGCAAUGAAGCAACUAAUACCAAAGAUAGAAAGUGAUAUAGAAGAGUUCUUGCAGCAAAGGAGACAUAAGCAAAGGGCUCCAUCUUUUGACAUCUUUACUGCUAAAUCACCACUUCAUCCUGCAUCUCAAUCUGCUAAAUCACCACUCCAUCCUGCAUAUCGAUCUGCUAAAUCACCACUUCGUCACACGUAUCAAUAUGCUAAAUCUCCGAUACAUCCCACAUACCGAUCUGCUAAAUCACCGAUGCAUCCAGCACAUCAAUCUAAUUCUGUUAAGACUGAUGAUUGUUUCAGUUCUGCACUUCAGUGUCUCCCAAAUAUUUCUUUGGAAGCCCAGGAGUGCUGUUCUGAGAGGAUUGAGUUUGAAUCCAGUAACAAAUCUUAUGAUCACAAAGCUGAAAUGAUGGACAAGAAGUCCAGUACCCUGAGGCCAAGGAACAGUCUCCCGAGAAGAAUUGACUUCAGUGUGAUAUCAGAUAACAUAGUUCAAAGUGCAAGGAGAGACAGUCAGACUAUGAAGAUGUUUGAUGAACCAAAUGCAAGUGAACUGAGCAUAAAUAUCAGAAAUCACGAAGUCACAGGGAAUGGCUGCCAGGAUCAUAAGGAUACUGUAAGGCAACCAGAAGAAGUUUCAGAGAUGAAUGGACAUUGUGUGCCCACCAAGAAUUUACACCAGAUGUCUUCUUCCCUUCUUGAGAUGCUUGAUGAUCCAGAUGUGCCCACAAGGGAGCUUGCACUUUCUCUAUUGGUUGAAAUUCUUGAAAAACACAGGAAGGCAAUGGAGAGUUGCGUGGAAAUUCUCAUAGUUAAAUUGCUGCAUGCAACCAAAGAUGCGGCCUUGAAGGUUGUAAAUCAGGCCCAUAUCUGCUUGACAACUGUGGUCACUCAGUUUGACCCACUGCGAUGCCUUGGGGCCAUUUCUUCUCAGUUGGCCUGCCAAGAUGAGAAAAUUCUUAUUAUCAGCAUCAAUAGUUUGAGCAAGCUUGUGAUUCGAUUGUCACAGGAAAACCUCAUGGCUCAUCUGUCAACAUUUCUUCCUGCACUUCUGGAUGCAUUUGAAAACCACAGCCCAUAUGUCCGCAAGGCAGUGAUGGUGUGCGUGGUGGACACAUACCUGAAGCUGGGGCCGUCGCUGCUGCCGUAUCUGGAGGGCCUGGACAGCGCGCAGCUGCAGCUCGUAACCACCUACGCCAGCCGGCUGUCCCAGCCAAGAUUCAUUGCAGCGGACGGCUGAUGCAGUGGAGUGGAGGAUGUCUCGCGGCACGGGCAGGGUACCACUCGCCCCUACCCUCCUCAUAACGCCCAUGACCGGACCAGAAGGAGGAGAAGAAUACUCUAUACUCGUAGCAAGGAAGGAGGGCCUGUUUGCUGGGCUCCCAAUUUAUGAGGAUAGAUUGCAGCAAUAAUUCCCCUGCUUCCGGAUGGAAAGUGCAGGGAGUACUAGCACUGUGCAGAGUAAAGGUGGCGUCUGUUUUUUCCCUUCCCCGUGGCUGUUGUGAUUUAAAAGAGGAAAUAAAGGGUGUGCAGUUUGACAGUUUC